Molecule: messenger RNA, 3830 nt
Organism: Agelaius phoeniceus (red-winged blackbird)
Lineage: Eukaryota; Metazoa; Chordata; Aves; Passeriformes; Icteridae
Gene: PPP6R2
Product: protein phosphatase 6 regulatory subunit 2
Cellular component (GO): nucleus; cytosol
Molecular function (GO): protein phosphatase binding; protein phosphatase regulator activity
Source: RefSeq, a predicted model, not a curated record
CCGCUCCGCCGCCGCUGCCCGCGCAGCCCCGGCCGGCCCAGCCCGCGGGCCCGGCCCGCAGCCCGGCCCGGCAGCGCCCGAGGGCAGCCCGGCACCCGCAGGAUUAGAAGCUUGCAAAGAAAUUCACACUGGAUGAAAACCAUUUCCUGAAGCUGGGUCUAUUCCAGAAACUGUAACCCAAAUGUUUCUCUGUCCGUGGAGGAGAUUUCACAUUUGAAGAAACUUCUACUGAAGCCAGUCGUGUCCCAUCACCAUGUUCUGGAAGUUUGAUUUGAACACAACGUCACACGUGGACAAGCUGCUGGACAAGGAGGAUGUGACCCUGGAGGAGCUGAUGGACGAGGAUGACGUCCUGCAGGAAUGCAAGGCCCAGAACCGGCGGCUGCUGGACUUCCUGUGCCAGCAGCACUGCAUGGAGCAGCUGGUCACCCUCAUCACCCACGAGCCCCCCGUGGACAUGGACGAGAAGGUCCGAUUCAAGUAUCCCAACACGGCCUGCGAGCUGCUGACCUCGGACGUGCCGCAGAUCAACGACAAACUGGGCGGGGACGAGACCCUGCUCAACAUCCUCUACGACUUCCUGGACCACGAGCCACCCCUGAACCCCCUCCUCGCCAGCUUCUUCAGCAAGACCAUCGGGAACCUCAUUGCACGGAAAACAGAACAGGUGAUCUCAUUUUUGAGGAAAAAGGACAAGUUCCUGAGCCUGGUGCUAAAGCACAUCGACACCUCUGCCAUGAUGGACCUGCUGCUGCGCCUCAUCAGCUGCGUGGAGCCCACGGCGCUGCGCCAGGACGUGCUCAACUGGCUGAAUGAAGCCAGGAUUAUCCAGAGACUCGUGGAGCUGAUCCAUUCGAGCCAGGAUGAGGAUAGGCAAUCCAACGCUUCCCAGACCCUGUGUGACAUCAUCAGGCUGAGCAGAGACCAGAGCACUCAGCUCCAGGAUGUCCCGGAGCCAGAUCCACUUCUCACAGCACUGGAAUCGCAGGAGUGCGUGGAGCAGCUCCUCAGGAACAUGUUCGACGGGGAGCAGAGCGAGACCUGCAUCGUCAACGGAACCCAGGUGCUCCUGACGCUGCUGGAAACGCGGCGCUCCGGAGUGGAAGGCCUGAUGGACUCGUACACUCAGGGAUUCGAGAGGUCUUACACUGUCAACAGCAGCAUCUUACACGGCAUCGAGCCCCGGCUCAAGGACUUCCACCAGCUGCUGCUGUGCCCGCCCAAGAAACCGGCGAUCCUGACCACGCUGGGGGUGCUGGAGGAGCCGCUGGGGAACGCGCGGCUGCACGGCUCGCGGCUGAUCGCGGCGCUGCUGCACGCCAACACGCCCAGCAUCAACCACGAGCUCUGCCGGCUCGGCACCAUGGACUUGUUACUUGAUUUAUUUUUUAAAUACACGUGGAAUAACUUUUUGCAUUUCCAAGUGGAGCUGUCCAUAGCAGCCAUCCUGUCCCACUCGGUGCAGGAGGGGAAGCCCAGCCCGGGGGAGCCGGGCAGCAAAGAGGAGGCUCCGAGCGGGGAGGCGGCCCCGGAGCCCGCGGAGCCCGCGGAGCGCACACAGCCCCCUGCCGGAGCCACCGAGAACGUCAUGGUCACCCACCUGUUCCAGAAGUGCUGCCUGGUGCAGAGGAUAUUGGACGCCUGGGAAGCCAAUGACAAAAUCCAGGCAGAGGGCGGCAGGAGGAGAGGGAACAUGGGGCACCUGACCCGCAUCGCCAACGCCGUGGUGCACAACAUGGAGAAGGGGCCCAUGCAGGCCCAGAUCAGUGACUUCAUCAAAGAGUUGCCUGAGGACUGCAGGGGCAGGUGGGAGAGUUUUGUGGAGGAGACGCUGACGGAGACAAACCGGAGAAACACGGUGGAUUUGGUGAGCACCCACCACCUGCAUUCCUCCAGCGAGGAUGAGGACAUUGAAAGUGCUUUUCCAAAUGAGCUCACUCUCCAGCAGGCCUUCUCUGAGUACCAGAUCCAGCAGAUGACAGCCAAUUUCGUGGAUCAGUUUGGCUUCAAUGAUGAGGAGUUUGCAGACCAGGAUGACAACAUCAACGCUCCCUUCGACCGCAUCGCCGAGAUCAACUUCAACAUCGAUGCCGACGACGACAGCCCCAACGCCUCCCUGUUCGAGGCCUGCUGCAACGAGCGCAUCCAGCAGUUCGACGACAACGAGGAGGAGGAGGAUAUCUGGGAGGAGAAGGACAUUUCCUACGCCACCCAGGUCAAGUCCAGGACACGGUUUGGAGCCUCACAGACGUCAGAGAGCUCCAAGAGUGACCUGGAGAACGGGGACCACGACGGCAGCGUGGACUCAGAGGAGGAGGAGGAGCGGCCACCACCACCCUCCCCACACAAGGGCAGCACCCCAGAGCAGAAGGACUCAGACUCCUGCCAAGGGGCUGGCUGGACGGCCGUGUUCGAGCCCGCGGGCCCCACGCCGCCCGUGGCCAUGGACGUGGGCUCCAGCGUGUGGGACUCGGCCGCCCCGCAGAGCAGCGCCCCAGAGGAGAAGGGCUGGGCCAAGUUCACAGACUUCCAGCCUUUCUGCUGCUCCGAGUCCGGCCCUCGCUGCAGCUCCCCCGUGGACACCGAGAGUGGCGGCACCGACGGGACCCCGGCACAGGGCCAGGACAAGAACUCCAGCACUGCUGCCUCUCCCUGUGUGUGGAACGCGUGUGGGACACGGAAGGCACCGCUGGUGGCCUUGGACAGCAGCUCCUCAGGCAGCUCCGAGAGCGACGACGACGACGACGACAAGGCCAAGGCUGGCACGGAAUCCACGGCCACGGCACAGGAGCCCGGCAAGGACAGGGCAGCUCCCUCCAGUGGCUCUGACGGAAAAGCUCCGGAGACGCUUCCCGCGGCUGACGCCCCCCGUGCCCGGAACAGCGCGGCCACGCACACGGACGGGCACCAGAGAGUGGCCACUGCUGUCACAACUGCCACAGAAACGGCCACGAGAGACAGGAGUGACGAGGCCUUGCCCUGCACCGAAGCCACGUUGAACGGCCCCGCUUGAUGCCGCCGCCGCCCUGGGACGUGUGUGAGCCAGGCCAGGCUGCUCCCUGGUGAUGCAAUUUGUCAAUUCUUUUUUUUUUUUUUUUCAUUUUAAUUUUAUUUUUUAAUAAAUGCUGCAUUGAUGAGAGCGAGCUGGCGUUCAGGACCAGACACGCAGAUCCAACAGCACCGAUCCGUUCGGAAAGACACUCGGCAUUGUCGAAAUGUAGCAUUGAGUUCAGUCCUCACGGGAAUGACAGGCUCUUCCCAAGCCUUCUGCCUGAUUUGAGUUGUCCCCUUCCCCGUGCCCCUGGUUUUUGUUUUGGAUUUGGGGUUCAGUGCUGUUUUCCCAGUGUUAUUGCACACAGUAUUCAGCUUCUCUUGGGAAGGUAGCAGGUCCAGCGGCGGCCGGGGCCAGCGCACAAAUCCCGCAGCCGUGUGACCAAAGUUCCUGAUGGAGCUGUCCUCGGGCAGCCUUUGCACCGCUUUGUAGAGCAAUAAAGCCUUACCAGAAACAUUUCACAGGAGAGGAGGAAUGCCAACACUUCCGUGGGGGGAGCAGGGAGGGCUUGGAUUGGGUUGGCAGGGCCGAGGCCGGGGUUGUCCCCGGCCGGAGCUGGGGAGUGACGCUGAGGCCCAGCUGUCCAGGGAACGGGAUGUCCCUGCAUUCCAGCGCUGCUCCGGGCUCUCCAUGGACACGUGCUGGGUCAGGGCAGGGGCUGGGGCAGAGGUGGCCUCUCCUGCCAAUGUCCGUGCUGGCCGCAGGGGACCCUGCCCACGAGGAGGUGACCAGGGCUUUGCUGGCUCUUUGGAGACUGAAUUAAUGUAUUUGCAAAUGA